AAUCAACCAGUCGAAUAUCGUCGAUUCAUCUAAUACAUACGCGACAGGCGUGUUACAUUUAAUUCGUAUACGUGCACGCCACACGACCACACAUGGUUUAUUGUGGCACAAAUGUACAUCAACUGUAUCUUACAAACAAUUUAAUUCGGUUAUGAUAUAAAACCUGUAAAGAAUAAUGUUGCAUGGUCUCGCGUUGCGUCGACUUCACGGUGGUUCGUUCGAGCGAAAGCGGGCAUAAUCAAACAUAUAGAUGCCGGUGUAGGCUACGAACGUUGUUUUGCGUUGGCUGAAAACGGGGGUGUGACAGUCCUCGUGGUCACAAAGUACACAAAAAUCUUCGAUCCAACCGUCAGAAAUGAAACCAAGCGUCGCGUAACGUUUACCCCUCAGCUGUUCAAUGAACCGACUGUUCGAAAAAUUUUCAAUAACGUACAUUCUGAUCAGGAGUGUUUAUUUCCUUUCGCUCGUGUCCUCGUUCCCAACAAUACAACUGAAACCGUGUGCAUUAUUAUAUAUCAUCACACGAAUCAAGGGAACCGCGAACAAUUUUGCGCCACAUUUCGAUGUAAUGGGAUUGUUAAACAUCGCGUGAAAAGGAAUCAAGGAAGCUGCUUGUAGGUUAUACGCGAGUGUUGAAAACGGUGACGACAAACGAGCAAGUAUUUUUUAAUGCAAACCCUAUGCAUUGGCUUCAAGCGACGAACAUACGCGAAGAGAUCCCGAUGAAUCAAUUAAAUCAAAGUAAUUUCGUUACCAUUAUCGAGACCGUGAAUCCUGGCACAGAGACAACUUCGUCGACUUGUUCCACUCCUCCACCUUCGUAUCAUAACAUUAACUUCCCUCUGGGUCAUCCAUCUACCUUGACAAAUGACCGUGGUGCACCUCCUCCUUAUGAAGAAGCCAUUGACCCCAAUGCUCCACCUCCAUCGUAUGAUUCAUUGUUUGGUCGUAUGAGGGAAGCUCAUAAAGUUUCCAAAGGAGUGUUUGAUUUUUUGAAAAAUAUUGUAAUCCUACUUUUAGGCACCAUUGGAUGUACUAUUAUGUUAGGAAUAACGAUAGUGAUUCCUAUAUGCAUGGUAGUCAUCGGUGGACUUUAUCUGUACGAUUGCCCUCAAGGAGAAUACAUUCCCGUCUAUUUAUUAGUAGGCGGCGGUUUUGGCGUUUUCAAACAAUUGUUACAUUUGUCUGCGAGAGUGCGCCAAGGCCAGGUUGAACGAGACGAAGAGAGAAUACGGCAAUCUCCUACCCAAACGUUAAUCAAUUGCUUUAUCAUUGGUUGGUUCAUAAUAGGCUCGAUGUGGGUGUACAAAGAAUACGAACCGAAUUACGACCCAGCUCUUGGCAAAUAUUGCAAUAAAACAUUGUACUUGUUCGCCUUCUGGCUGAUCACCAGCACUUACAUAUUCUUGGGCGUGAUAAUGUUGUUCUGCAGUAUCUCGUGUUUAGCGAGCGUUGCGUUCCAAGGAUCACCGAUUUAAUGGUGAAACCGGUCUCAUUUCGAAGAGAAGAACAGUUAUUGAAAUCUGUAUCAUUCUGGGAACAAACCGAUGAGCGUCGAGAGAAAGGGGAAAAAAUGAACAAAUACUCUGUGAAUGUAUGAAAAUCACGUCACCAAAAACAGGGCACAAAAUUCGUCCACGCUUUACGUACCUGAGAUGCUUAAAGAAGGACAACAAUCUACUAUGAAUGAGUAGGUGUCGUACGUUCAAACGCACGUAAAAUGCGCUCGAGUUUCGUAAGAAAAAGAAAACUAAUGUUUACGCUUAUGUGAUCGUUCGUGGCGAUGUGAUCCUCGCUUAUUUUCAAGCAUACUCGAUUAUGUUUCAUCGUCUCGGUAAAAUUAAAGCGAAAUCCUUCAUUGAUUCCAUCUGUUGGAACACUGUACGUGACGAAAGGAAAAAAGAACGGAUCAGUGUAAAACGAGAAGAGGUUGAACGCGCGUACAUUCUAUUCAGGGCUGUGGAUACUUCGCAAUGCGUGAUUGCGAAUUUUCUUUUGAUAUUGUGCCAAGAAAUCGCAGAGGUGUAGAUCGCAAUAUUUUGCUAAACGAAGCGCUGGACGCGCGCGUGUCGACGCCCACAUGAAUACUGUUGACUAUAAAAAGAAAGAGGAAAACGAGGAGAAAGAAGAAACGUUCUAGCGCGAGGGUGUGUCAUCGAAUAUUUGUGAUAAGGGAAAUUUGACCGUCGUUAACACACCAUCAGGGGUAUCUAAUUAAAAAGCAGCUGUUAAACAGUUCUUUUACAAGUGACACAUUCACUUGUAUAAAAUAGCUUAUUGUUGAAA
This is a messenger RNA of Ceratina calcarata, 2286 nucleotides long. RefSeq lists its product as uncharacterized. The record is from RefSeq and is a predicted model, not a curated record. The transcript is spliced from 4 exons. The coding region runs from base 681 to 1478 and encodes 265 amino acids. NCBI's taxonomy places the organism in Eukaryota, Metazoa, Arthropoda, Insecta, Hymenoptera, Apidae.